AUGUCUACGGGGAUUUUGGAUUUGGGUCUACGGCACUCAGUUGGUAAGAGGAUAUAUAGUAAAGGUGGUUGCCGAGAGUGCAAAAGAAGAAAGAUCAAGUGUCUGGAAGGUAAGCCCUCCUGUUUCCAGUGUCUGAGGUUGAAGAAGGAGUGUUCGUAUCCCGAAGCUGGAGAAAGAGUGCUACGGGUACUGCGGAAGAAACAGAAACUACAAGUUGAGAAUAGUCAAGCAAAUUCUAAAAACGUACUGGAAACUGAAGUAACUAAAGCAGCAAAUCGAGAGUUUAAGCAAGAAGGACAAGCUCAGGCUCUGAAUUUCUUACCAACUGGUAAUCCUAUAAAUCAACUCAUACUUACGGAUCCAAUGAGGCCACCGCAUCCUGGGGCAGAUCCCGCGAGAGAGGUGCUUCCCCCAAGAGAAGUGCUCGCCCCAAGAGAACCAAUACAAACAUUACCUUAUCCUCCUCCUAUUCCACCCCACCACCACCACCACCACCAACAACAACAACAACAACAACAACAACAACUACAACAUCAUCAAGAAAGAGUUCUUUCACCCAUAUUUGGUAUCAACCAACCAGCCCCAAUCCCCAAUAUACACCACGCAGAACCCAACUUGUACGGCGUCAAAGCGUCAACCCAACCGAAAAUGCCAAGGCCAUAUUUGUCCCACUUGUCAGCUCUAGGCGCUGCUGGCAAUGAACUGUUGUAUCCAACAAAUAGACCUGAACAAGACCCAUUUGUUCGAUUACCGCUUCCUCAAAUCACGAGUAGAACUAGGGAAAGCACUAUGCUUGGACUGAACUUUCCCAGAAAGUUGCCAUUCACAACAGCAAGAGAAGUUCCAAAUGCUCAUGAAUAUCAAAAAUUAUCACCUGUGCUUCAAGAGGAUAUCGGAAUUUUACUUAAUCAAAGCGAUCUUAGUGUUUUGGCAAAUGACUUGAACAACAUGGUGAAUGGGAUAUUGUACGAAAAAAACACAGAGUCAAAGGUAAACAAGGAUAAAAAUCCUUCGAUAAAAACAGUUCAUAUUACCGAUAAGUUGCGACGAGAUAUUUCUAUUGAUUUCAUCAAGUUGGAAAAUGAAAAUGACCAAGUAUAUUUAGAAGAGUUUUAUCACAAUUUUUCAAAAGUGGUUUUACCCUUUCCAUCAUUUGACAGUCAAAAUAGAACUUAUUUCAACCCUGCAAGGAAUAUAUUAUUGAGUAGCGCCACUAACUCGGACUAUGUUUUAGCUGCAUUAUUAGCGUGUGGUGCUCACUCUAGGUAUCUUUCCUCGGGGAACCAAGAAGAUGAGGACUAUUAUUAUUUAUAUUUAUUGGAUUGCGUUAAAUUACUAGGUCCUGCAAUUGCCGACGAUCGCACUCUAGGAUUCAAAAUUGAAAGUGUACUACUUACAGUGUUGCUUCUUGCUGCAGCAAAUGCAGCAAACUCCAAGCAAGAUUGGAGACCACAUUUGAAAGGGGCCAAGGAUUUGUUACGGAAAAUAUCUGUUAAGAAGCUUAGGCAUUCUAAAGUGACUAUUUUUUGUAAAUGUUGGUUUGUCACUUUGGAAAUACUUGCAGGAAUAAGCUCCAAUAAAGGAGGAACAUUGACAACUGAUGACGAAAUCCAGGAGUUGAUAACUUCAGGAAGUGAGUAUGAAAAAACCAUUUUAACUGAUUUGGGUAUUAUUUUGGAUAAUGGGUUUAACAUAAUGGGAGGAUAUCAUAACGAUUGUUAUGACUAUUUUUGUGAGUUGUUGAAAAUUUUGAACAAGAAAAGACAAGGUGCUUUGAAUCCUAGUGAACUGAUGCUAUAUAUAAAAUUGUUUGCAAACUUUCAACGUCAAACAGAAGUUGAGUUUAUAAACAAGACUGGUGUAUUACAACGUGGGCAAGAAGGAAUCUUAGUAGAGCAGAGCAAAAGCUUUAGUAUUUCAUGGAUGGAUAUUUGCCACCAGUUGUAUGUCCAAGCUUCAAUGAUUACUUUGCUUUCCACUUGUUUUGAAGAACCAUUUAACUCACCUCAAAUUCAAGUUUUAACAGAUAGUUUGAUGAUGCUAAUGUCCUUUACCAAGGAAUAUGACCCUAAUGCUCCCCUGGCAUUUUUCAAAGUUGAAAAUGGUUUAAUGAUGUUACAAUGGCCAGCACGUGUGGCUGGAUCUCAUCUUAUCAAAGAAACGGAUAAGAAUACAAUUAGAAAUUUUUUUCAGGUACUGUCGCAAGUUGGUUCAGGGGGAGCUUUAAUUGCAUUAAAAAGAGUUGAACGUAUUUGGGCAAAGAGAGAAGAUCCUUCAUUCGAAGAUGAUGGAGAUGAAUCAGAAGAUCUCGUUUCAUAUUAA
This is a messenger RNA of Lodderomyces oxycetoniae, 2322 nucleotides long. RefSeq names its product Lys143p (gene LYS143). The transcript has a single exon. The record is from RefSeq and is a predicted model, not a curated record. Gene Ontology annotation, biological process: positive regulation of transcription by RNA polymerase II. Lineage: Eukaryota; Fungi; Ascomycota; Pichiomycetes; Serinales; Debaryomycetaceae. Gene Ontology annotation, cellular component: nucleus. Gene Ontology annotation, molecular function: DNA-binding transcription factor activity, RNA polymerase II-specific; transcription cis-regulatory region binding; zinc ion binding. Bases 1 to 2322 code for a protein of 773 amino acids.